GGCAGUGGUGUUUAUAUUGGUCCAAACGGUCGCCAUACAAAAAAGAUCUAUUAAUCAAUCAGCCGGGUAUUAGCUCCUCAUCGGAGCUUGCCUCAAAAUUAAAUUGAAAUUUUGAAUAGCUCAGUUAACAUUAUCAAAUAGGUUAAUAACUUUCAACCAGAAUUAGAUCGAAAAAAGGGUUUUCACUGAUUUACAGACGUUUUUCUACAAAAAUCCUUAAAUUGAUUAGCAGCACAUUUAACUGCAGAGGCGGAUCCGUAAAUUCGAAAAAAGGGAGCCCAAAGAGACUUUCACAGAUGGAGUGCCUAGACCACUUUAGUCCCAAUCAUGUGGGGCUGAAAUACCAGGAGGUCGUCACCACUCCACGAUUGAUAAUCAGUGUCGUCUUCACCUGGGCAGUUCCACUGUUGUGCUUAUCUGUUGCUUUUUUAUUCGAAAGGAGUGAAGUUUCUCUUGUAUAUAUAGCUUCGUAUUUGACAUUUGCUCCGCCGUUGUGUUCCCUCGGAACAGUUUUAUUCUACGAACGUAUACACCGUGUUUUCAAGAAAGCGGAAAAAGACUGGAUGAAGAAUGGCAACACAAAACACGUUGGCAAGGAUCAUAGCUUUAAGAUGCACCGCUUUGUGUCAGUAAUACUGCUUUUUACUUGUUUCACACAGAGUAUUAUUGCAGGAAGUUAUCUAGUUGUUGUAUAUUCACCAACCUUCUUUUGCAGAUUUAAUGUUUUGAAAGUCUCGUUAAUACUGUUUGGAAUAGCCAAUAUGCUUUUAAUUAUUAGCUGUAUUGUUAAUCCUUUCAUGUAUUGGGCAAGACAUAGAGAUUUUCGAAAAGGUCUUGCAGUUUUGUUUUGCAUAGAUAAUCAUGUACCAGAUACAGGAAGUAUUACAACCGGAACAAAUUCGAAAAAAAAAUCUAAAUUAUUAGUUAAUUAAUACAAACGGUAUUUUUCAUUCCGGCAGCGACUUGAUUUGAAAGACUUUUAUACAGUGGCCUCCUUUCCUUUAAGGAUAAUGAAAAACUAAUGAAUGGAUCGUCAUAAAAUGUACGGUAGUGGAAUAUAAAAUUAUUGGUAAAAGUAAGAGGCGACUAAAUUUAGUGGAUAAAAAGCCCCAAAAGCCAAAUUCACGAAAAAAAUUUUUCCCCUAUAUUAUUCGUUUUCAGGAACAGGGCCCUCAUGGAGUGACCGCUCUAGACCCAUUAUUUGUCGUUUACACCCUAAAGUCGUUCAAGUCUUAAAUUUAAAAUAGUGCCUACUCCAUAUGACCUAUAAUUAGGUUCUUGAUUAUAAAGACACUUGUGGAAUACUUCAGAACGUUUUAAAAUCUGUAAAGAUAUUAAAUCUUCAUCGUCGGAUUCAUUGCCGCCCCGCCGUCGUCGUCGUUGUCGUCCUCAAUUUCUUCGCCGCCUUAUAGGAUGUA
Molecule: messenger RNA, 1418 nt
Organism: Anneissia japonica
Lineage: Eukaryota; Metazoa; Echinodermata; Crinoidea; Comatulida; Comatulidae
Exons: 2
Coding region: 297-932 (211 amino acids)
Biological process (GO): G protein-coupled receptor signaling pathway
Molecular function (GO): G protein-coupled receptor activity
Source: RefSeq, a predicted model, not a curated record